CCAUUCCACCGCUAGCCUCAAAUCAGGUCCAUCGCAGCGGCCGUCCUUUCUGCCCUCCUUUCUGCCCUUCUGCCGCGCUAGUCACUGUCCCAUCCCACCUACGCCUAGCGCCGUCUGGCCAGCAGUCUGCCGCUUACUGUCCCCACUGCCCCGCCCAUCACGCGGCCAUGGUCUCCACAAAAGCCCUUCCCUCUUCCGCAAUCCCCGCAAAACAACUCCGUUCACCCCGAUCACCACACUCCCCCAAGUCACCACGCACGAAACAUACAGACGCAUUUGCCCCCCUUUCCGAAGUCCUUACAGACAGCCCGUCUGAUGUUGCCAUGGAACCAGACGCCAGCGCCGGUGUUGGCGUUUCCCCUGCCGAGCCAUACCUCCUCAGGCGAGUGCUUUCUGGAGGGUCGAAUGCGUCAACGCUCCCCAGCAAUGCCGGCAGUCCGGGCAUGAAGAGUGCGCCUUUGUCGCCCAGCUCGCAAGGCGCGAGAACACCGAAGGCUGGCAAGGCACAGCAGCUGGCCUCAGAUAUGGAUGGGUUGAAUGUACGAUCGCCAGUGUCGAAUGAUGGGAGUCUACCGCCACCGGCCGGGGCACCGGACAUUCCGGAGCCGAUGAACAGUCGAAAGGGGCCGAAAUCAAUAGACGAUACGAAGAAUGGUGGCAGCAGUGAUGGUGUGGAGCAAGGGCCGAUUAGUGGAGAUACGAACGGGCACCAUACAAAGCAACGCUCCUAUACGGGCUCUACAGAUUCAUCCAACUCUCAACAUCCUGUACCUUCGCCCCAUCUGGGCUCAAGUUACGGACCAGAAGGGUUUCCAAUACUCCAUCAUUCUCCCGAGGCCAGUCCUAUGGCGUACUCACCUUACUUGGCUGGUGCAGGGGCCAGUUACUUUGGUGGGAACGGCAACUUUGACCCCGAACUUGCUGCUCGCCAAGCUGCCCUGCUGGCUAAAGCCGACGAAGCUGUUAGACAAUUGAACAAUACCGCUACAGUCUUCCAAGGUCCUAUGCCGCCGGGCCCUGCUUACCCCGAGACGUUUGGACAAGUACCUCGCAACUAUGCGAAUUUUGUCACACCUCAUCAGAAUCCAACAGUCACCAGGCAGUCGUCUACCAGUUCUAGUUUAACAGAUGCGGCAAGUACAAGUUCUGAAGAAUCCGACUGGUGCAUUCCUACAGUUGAAUGGGUCCCUGCCAACCAAUGGCAACAUUCCACCUACCUCAACAGUCCUGGAACCGUGUUUAAUAGACAAGAAAAGGACCGAGUCCCGUCCAACAGCCGCAUGCCCCCUCCCUUAGGUACGAGACCAACGUCCUCCCGACAUCCAUCAACGGGUCCAGCCGAACAUCCACCUUUACAGCAUCAAAAUCCACUUCCUUUUCGCUCGUCAGCUGCAACUCCUCCCCUCAAUACCUCUCACCCUUCGUGGGCAACCGCCCCCGCCUCUGAAUCACCCGAUGAAGAUGACGAUAAUCAAACAGUUGGUCAUGCCCGUGAUCGAUCACCCUCCACAUCAUCACAGUCUGCUCAAAGCGGUCUAGAUCUACUCUGGCGGGCAGCCCAUGGAAUAAAACAGCCCAACAUGCCCCGUGAUGUGUCGUUUGACCAUAAAGGUAAACGUAAAGCAGGUGCAGAGGCUGUCGAUAAAUGGCGAGCAAGCGGGAUUCCCACGGGACCUCCUCCGCCUGUUGGUGCGUCUCAAGAUGAAGUCAAGCCACCUACCACCAGUCCGCCGAGAAAGAGACGAAGAAGUGAGGUGGAGAUGGAGGAGAUGGAAAUGGAUAACGCUGCAAAUGUAGAAGCGGAAGAGGAUGAAGAGGCGAUCGCGGAAGAUCCGACGAGCGAUUACCGCUCCCCAUCAACUUCUGAAGGUCCAGUGAGCGAUCACGAUAGUGAAUAUGGGUCAGGUGCUAGACGCGGUCGACCUAUUGCUCGUGGAAGAGGAAGGGGCAGAGCAGGUACGAGUGCGAGGGGUAGAGGAGGGACGGCAAAUACGGCUUUGUCUUCUGCGCCUGGUGGGAUUACAAAGCAAGGAACAAUCAAAAAAGUACGCAAGGUUGGAGAUUCCCCAAACGGAACAGCAAAGGGUGGGAGGAAACCAGCAGCUGUACCUCCUGGUGGUGUACAAUGCGAUUAUGUGAAUCCAUUACCUCCUUAUAAUCGUUGUACAGACGUAUUCACGCGCAAAUACGAUCUUCCUCGGCAUAUGGCUCGACAUGCUAGACGCGAAGGCGAGUUGGUGAUGGAAGGUAAACUGUCCGAAGACAAAGCCAUACUUUGGAAGACAAUCAAGGAUAAACCCAAGGUUGUUUGUGAUACGUGUGGAGAAAGCUUUACGAGAAUGGAUGCCCUCAAGAGACAUCAAGCGAAACAGCAUCAUUAAGCUCUAUAAAUACACGGAACUACGUUGCUCGAAUUAGUUGUUGAAUUCAUGUCGGUCUGUCAGAGUACCCUAGUCUGCAAUAAUCAACGCUUUUGUAUGAUUAGAAAGCAAAUGUAUAAUGAAGUGAUGCGGUGCUCACGAUUCGCGUAUGCAUAUGAUAUAGUUG
Molecule: messenger RNA, 2547 nt
Organism: Cryptococcus deneoformans JEC21
Lineage: Eukaryota; Fungi; Basidiomycota; Tremellomycetes; Tremellales; Cryptococcaceae
Exons: 4
Coding region: 168-2381 (737 amino acids)
Source: RefSeq, a predicted model, not a curated record